Penicillium salamii is the source of this 3006-nucleotide messenger RNA. NCBI's taxonomy places the organism in Eukaryota, Fungi, Ascomycota, Eurotiomycetes, Eurotiales, Aspergillaceae. The record is from the annotation of a GenBank genome assembly.
AUGGCAGACGAUGAAGCCGAGGCUGCCUUCUUCCAGGCUCAGGCCUUGACGACUGAGUCGCAUGGCCCCGCCGAGGAGGAGGCCGAAAACUCCGAUUCAGAUGAUUACGACCCGUCCCAGCCAUUGGGCGAGCAGUUUGCGACCUCGUUCGCCAACACUCAGCAAGCCGAGGAUACCACUGCCGAUAAAAAUUCUCUGAAUGACACCGCCAAUGCUGACUCUAAUGGGCCCACCGCAUCGAACACCGAAGCUGCUCAAGACAGCGACGCCCUUGGUCCUUCUCAGAACCCCUCUCGUGCUGGGUCUCAGACAGCGACGCCUGUACCACCAGCCGAGGGUGAAGCACAGCCCCAGGCCCCAGCGGAUGACGCGACUCGGGUCGAAGAGGACGAGGAUGACGAGGGAGAUGCGGAUUAUGAGCCACCAGCUGUACUUGAGGGCGAGGAAGAAAAUGCUAUUCCCAUGAAAAUGUCUGAAGAUCCCAGUUCAGGAAAUGCAAUUCAAAACACUUCCACCCUUGAUGUAUCAUCACACCAAGCUGAGCAGGCACCUGCCAGUGGGCCAGAUCUUUUCAAUAGUUCUUACUCUCCUGCUCGUGUUUCUAAUAUUGAUCUUUCUUCUGUUUCUGGCCAAGCUCAGUGGGCUGCCCAUGAUUUGAACCCCGCGGACAUGCAGAAUAGCAUUGAUCCUACCCCUGUACCUCAGUCCCCUUCUGCACAGGGCCGUCUGGCCCACGAUCGGGUGGGAAUCCUGCAAGACCGCAUUGAGCAAGAUCCUCGAGGUGAUAUCCCCGCGUGGUUGGAUCUAAUCGCAGAGCACAGAAGCCGCAACAGACUCGACAGCGCUCGCGAAACCUACGAGAGCUUCCUGAAAGUCUUUCCUAUGGCUGCUGAUCAAUGGGUGGCAUAUGCCAGCAUGGAAUCUGAGCUCAAUGAACUUUUCCGCUUGGAACAGAUCUUCAACCGAACGCUGUUGACGAUUCCCAGCGUCCAUCUCUGGUCUGUGUACCUGGAUUAUGUCCGCCGCCGGAAUCCACUCAGCACAGAUGCCUCUGGACAGGCAAGGAAAACCAUCUCAUCGGCGUAUGACCUCGCCAUUCAAUAUGUCGGCAUGGACAAGGACUCCGGAAACAUCUGGACGGACUACAUUGAAUUCAUCCGUUCCGGACCAGGCAGCGUUGGGGGCUCCGGGUGGCAGGAUCAACAAAAGAUGGAUUUGCUCCGAAAGGCCUACCAGCGUGCCAUAAGCGUUCCCACUCAAGCCGUCAAUACCCUGUGGAAGGAAUAUGAUCAAUUCGAGAUGGGCUUGAACAAGCUCACGGGCCGGAAAUUCCUGCAGGAACACUCGCCAUCCUACAUGACUGCGCGCAGCUCUUACACCGAAUUGUUCAACAUCACGCGUGAUCUCAUCCGCACGUCGCUCCCAUCGAUGCCCCCAAUGCCUGGCGCCGAAGGGGACACCGAAUAUGCGGCACAGGCUGAGAUCUGGAAACGCUGGCUUGCAUGGGAAAAAGAAGAUCCUUUGGUGCUUAAAGAGGAGGACCCUGCAGCAUUCAAAUCGCGCGUGGUCUAUUUCUAUAAGCAGGCACUGAUGGCACUAAGCUUUUUACCGGAGAUCUGGUUUGACGCUGCCGAGUUCUGCUUCUUGAACGACAUGGAAAAUGACGGCAACGAGUUUUUGAAACAAGGCAUUGAGGCGAACCCCGAAAGCUGUCUUUUGACAUUCAAGCGAGCAGACAGACUGGAAGUCACUUCUGAAACCGAGCAAGACUCUGCCAAGCGUGCGGCUAAGGUCCGGGAGCCUUAUGACAAGGUGCUUGAUGCACUUUACGAGUUGAUCAACAAGGCUCGCGACCGGGAGACGCAGGACGUUGCUCGCAUCGAAGAGAACUUCGCCCCUAAGCCAAGUGAAGUUCAACCUGAAAAUGAAGAUGAACCUGAUCUCGAGGCAAAGGAAAGGGAAUCAGCGAAAGCGGCACAGAUUGAUGCGGUUCGCAAGGCUCAUUCCGGUCACAUCAACACACUUUCCAAGACUCUCUCCUUCGCUUGGAUCUCAUUAAUGCGCUCUAUGCGUCGAAUCCAGGGCAAGGGCAAGCCUGGUGAACUAGCGGGCUCCCGGCAGAUUUUCGCAGAAGCCCGAAAGCGCGGUCGGAUCACAAGUGACGUUUACAUCGCCAGCGCUCUCAUGGAGUAUCAUUGCUACAAAGACCCCGCUGCAACAAAGAUCUUCGAAAGAGGUGCCAAACUGUUCCCAGAAGAUGAGAACUUUGCACUCGAAUAUUUGAAACAUCUGCUUGACAUCAAUGAUGUCAUCAAUGCUAGAGCGGUAUUUGAGACCACUGUGAGGAAAUUGGCAUCGAACCCUGAGAGUGUUCACAAGGCUAAGCCUAUAUUCUCCUUCCUUCACGGAUAUGAGUCUCGAUACGGUGAUCUCACCCAAGUGAUCAAUUUGGAGGCUCGUAUGCGUGAGCUCUAUCCCGAGGACCCUACCCUGGCCCAGUUUUCCCAUCGCUACGCUAGCUCCACGUUUGAUCCUACAUCCGUCAGGCACGUCCUCUCGCCAUCUCAGACACGACAGAAAUCCAACAGUGCAGCCUACGUUCCGGUGGCACGUGGCUCUCCGGCACCAAACCACGCAGAUCCAUCGCUAAACUCACCCAAGAGAGCGUAUCCCACGGAUGAUUAUGAUGAUGACAGCCGCCCACGCAAGUUCGCCCGUGCGGAAUCCCCCAUGAAGGGAGGCCAGCCUCGACGCCUUGAUCAGCCAAAACGGGUGCAGCAGCUGAAUGGCCAAAAUACCUCCUACAAACCCCAAGGAUCUCCGGCUCCUCUGCCUCGCGAAGUUGUCACUCUUUUGAGCAUCAUUCCCCCCGCUCACUCAUAUAAUAUCAGCCGCCUUUCUCCCGAGAAAAUGAUUGAGCUUCUUCACCACGUUAAUAUCCCCACCCAAGCUCCGCAGCCCUCAAAUCCCGGUGGAGGAAUGUCAUACUCUGGCUCCUACCGUUGA